AUGACGCGUUCUCCAUGGUUUCCAUCUAAUGCGCAUGCGCAUAAACACAUCGCUAUGGCGUCGUGGAUACAUAAGUAGUAGAAUGUUUAUGUUUUUGUAAAAGCUCAAAAACAGACGAGAACAUGCAGAGCGAGAAGAAAUUAACCAAAGAAGACACGUGGAGACCUGCUGAGCUGAGACGACAUAUUAGGGACAAAGACUCUAGUGAAAGAUAUUCAAGACACAGAGAAGACACUGAUAGAAGGCAGCGUGAAGGAGAAUCUAUGGAGAGACGACACAGGGAUCCGGACAGAGAAAAGCUUAAGGAAAAAAAGCUAAGACAUGGAGACACAGGAGACAGAUAUGCAGAGCAAAAGAAAGACAGAUCUUAUGACAGAAGAAGUGAAAAGGACAGGGAGAGAAGAGGUGAAGAGGAAAGGAAAAAACAGGUAGGGGAUGCAAGAAAUUACAGGGAAACAAUACUAGACAAAGAGGACUUCAGGGAAAGGGAAAAGCAGAAGGACAGACACAAAGAUAAGGAGAAAGACAGGGAAAAAGUAAGGGAGAGGCACAGUGAGGACUGGGAAAGAAGGAGAGAAGACAGAGAGAAGGAAAGAAGGAGAGAGGAACGUGAAAAAGAGCAUAGGAGAGAGAGAAGGCGACAUGAUGAGAGUGAAGUGAGAAGAGAUCAGACAGAGAAGCUGCACAGAGAGCCGGGGGACCGGCAACACAGAGGCACACAUGAUGACAGAAGAAGAGACAAAGACAUUCAAGAAGCUAAUAGGCGUUCGGAGCAGUCAGAAGACAGAGAUAAAAAACAAGAACACAGACGGAAUAAUGAGGAAAGAGAACGAAGGCACAAGGAGAGAAGACAUCAUGAUGAAAAGGACGAACGUGAAUCAAAGGAACGUCGGGAAAUUAAAAAAACAGAUGAUGAAGUGCGGAAUUCGCACGGCAACAGGAAACAAACAGAAAGGGAAAAGCAAAAAGAGAGACAUAAAAAAGAGGAAGAAGGUGCAGAACGAAGACAUAAGGACAGAGGACACAGUGAGGUAGCUAAAGAGGAUCUAGAAAGAGACCACGGUGAGAAAAGGAGCUCCAGGAAAUCCCAGUCUGACAAAAGUCUCAGACACGAGAAAAUGGAGGAAGAGACAAAGGAUGAUGUAGCUGUUUCCAAGCAGCAGAUGAUGGAUGGAAAAAAUGGAGGAGAGCAUGUAGAAAAGGCAGAACUUGCAGAGGAAGAAUAUGAAGAGGAUUUUGAGGAUUAUGAAGAGGACUUUGAAGACCUAGAUGAGAGUGCUGAGGAGACUGAGGAUGAGGUGCAUGAUGGGAAGGAGGAACAGACGGCCCAACCAAGUAAAGAGAUCGAGUCAAUCCGGAGAGCCAUGGCUGAAGAGAACGAGAGAGCUGGAACGGCUCAGUCCAGACGGAGUAUAGACAGGGAGGAAGAGGAGCAUGUGUCUAAAGGCUCUGAAAGGAAUCAAAGUAAGAUCUCACGACAUGGUAAAUUUAUCGACUUUGUUGCUGCAAAGCAACGUGAAGUCAGCCAGAAAGCUGCUGCAAAACAGAAGAAGCGAGGCGCAGAACUGCUUCAUUUAAUCGAUUUGGAUUUUUCACUGACUUGUUCCCUCCUGGACAUACCUCCUGUCAGUGAAUAUGAGAUGUAUAUAAAGAGCUUUGGAAAUGCAAACACCAAGCAGGCUUAUGUUCAGUGUAAUGAGGAUAACACAGAUCGAGACGUCCAGACGGAGGAGAUAGAGAUAUGUGAGAAGUGGACUCAGCAUCCCCCUGAAUUCAGUGGAGCAUGUGGAGAUACCAACUUCUCUCUGGAAGCCCAGGACAAAACCAGGGAUGAACUCAUCCUCGAUUCACAACAGCUGAUGUCGUUUCUGGACUCAGCCUCACAGGUCAUGGUGGUGCUGCUGGAGGAAGACCAAGCAGAGAAGAAGUCCUUAAGAAAGCUGACGACUCAAACAGAUUCCCUUUCUUUUAGUGAUGGAAGUCUACAGCUCAACACCACCUUGCCUUUUCUUUCAGGUCGACAGAUAAGUCUUGUUCACUUCUCUCCGGGUCAAAAGCACACCAUGCUGUCCGUGCACAUGCCCAAAGUCCAAGCCAGCACCGCCCACCUCGACAGCUGCAGCAUGGUCUGCGUUUGGAACAUCUGGGAACCAUCCAGACCUCAGAAGAUAUUUAUCUAUGAAGCAGAGAUUCAGUGUUGCUGCUUUAGUCCAGGAAAGUCCACUCUAGUGUUUGCAGGAACACAGGUCGGCUCUGUGGUUCUGUGGGACCUGAGGGAAAAUUCCAGCAACCACUACAGAUUAAAGAUUGGUGAGGAUGAGUGGACCUUCAGAAAUCCUACGUUCUCCACUGAUGCAGUGAUGUCCAGCCCAAGCCAUGCCUCACCUGUUGCCUCUGUAGAGGUCAUUCCCUCCUUUGUAGCUGGAGGGCUGAGGGCAGAGGUUCCUCUUCUGGCCUUUGAGGAAGGGUUGUCCUUCCAGCUGGCCUCUCUGGAUGAAAGUGGGAUGUUAAAUAUUUGGGUGGUGGUGGAGCUGCCUAAAGGCAAUGAGGCGGGCUCUCUAACAGAUCUAGGUCUCCGUCCUGGGGGCAAAGUGAAGCUGCUUCACAGCUCCUCCCUCCUCACUGUUCAGAGGCCGUUACUAAAAGUGGCAGGAACAGCAAGACCGUUUCAGACCCUGCUAUUAAAAUACCAUCCAACAGACUCCAAUCAGUUCUUUAUUGGCACUAAUCUGGGUCUCGUCAGCCAUGGAACAAGUCAUGGUUUGAAGACUCCUCCACAGUUUUACGGGUUUCAGGAGGUGGAGGAAAGAACUGUUGACAUCAACUCAAUCCACUUUUCUCCUUUCAGACCAAACCUGUUCCUGGUUGGCUGUGCAGAUGGCAGCAUCAGGCUGCAUACAGUCAACCAUGAGCAGCCUGUGGCAGAAUGGAAGAACAGCACUGCUGGUGAACCAGUGAUCUCAGCACAGUGGGCCCAGACCAGGCCCGCCGUAUUCUGUGUUCUGGAUGCAGCUUCUAACCUUCACAUAUGGGACAUGAUGAAAGAUGAUGCACAGCCUCUUAUAACGAAGAAAAUGAGCACAGAUGGGGUUACAGCUAUGGCUGUAUUUGGAGACUCAGGACAUCAGAACACAUACUCAGGAAUUGCCCUUGCACAUGAGUCAGGUAAAAUAGAGCUGCAUUAUUUCACUCCAACUUUGACGGUGCUCAACCCUACAGAGGAGGGGAAGUUGGAGAGUAUAAUGACUGAAGCCUUUUGAAACCCAGCGUCUUGAAUAGCUCACUUCAUUCUGUUUAGGACCCAUUUUGGUCUUUCUAUGAAGGUUCAAUGUAUUUUUAAACACAGUUUGACUAAAACAAGCUUUCGUCAACCACCUUUUACAUUAAAGACAUGAAAAAGGUGACGUAUGUGUUUCUUUAUUUUACUAGUUAUGUUAAAUGUAUUCCAAAUGGGAUGGAGGAUGUCAUGUUAUAAAGUGAAUGUUCUUGAUGCAUUGAUUGUGAUUAAAAGAGGAAUGUACAGGUUUGUAGAUAUGUGAAAAAUAUUUGUAUUACUAUUACUUAAUCUGGAUUC
Messenger RNA from Cyprinodon variegatus (sheepshead minnow), 3574 nucleotides. It is a transcript of the gene dync2i1, whose product is annotated as WD repeat domain 60. Gene Ontology annotation, biological process: intraciliary transport. Bases 123 to 3260 code for a protein of 1045 amino acids. The transcript has 23 exons. Gene Ontology annotation, cellular component: cytoplasmic dynein complex. The record is from RefSeq and is a predicted model, not a curated record. NCBI's taxonomy places the organism in Eukaryota, Metazoa, Chordata, Actinopteri, Cyprinodontiformes, Cyprinodontidae. Gene Ontology annotation, molecular function: dynein light chain binding; dynein heavy chain binding.